GCCUUAUUUUUAUAUUAAAAAUUAAUAAAAUUAAAAAUAUUUAAAAAAGUAAAAUAAAUAUAGAAAAAUGUGUUUAAAUUCAUUAAAACGUAAUUUAAUUUUAACGGUUUUCCUAUUAGUGCAGUUCAUUGCAAAUGGUUCUGCUAUAAAGUGCUUUGUCUGCGAUUCCAGUGAUAAUCCCAGUUGUGCAGAUAUUGAAUCAAACAGCAGCAUUGUGGCAGAGGAAUGUACUCUAGAAAAAAUGAAAUCAAUUGACACGUGGCUUUUUGAACUGAACAAAAUUGCCUAUUUUGAUACGGGAGCCAAUCGUAAUCCACAAAUGAACUGUCAAAAAGUGGUGGCCAAAGAUCCUAAAACUAACAAAAUGGUAACGGCUAGAUUUUGUCAACUAAGUGCAGGUGAAUCAGAUGCCUGUCAAAUAUUACGCUCAAAAUUAAAUCUUCCACCGGCCGGUGAUAAUCGUUUGACACAAAGUAAUUUGAAUAGUAACAAUAACAAUAAUGGACGUCGUAUGGUGCAACAACAAAAUGAUGCAGAAGAAUUUCAUUGUUCCAAUUGUUAUACAGACAAUUGUAAUGGUGCUUCAAUGAUGAGUGCUGGUGGUUUCUGGCUUAUGGCCGUAAUGCUAGUAGUUCCUGUACAAUAUAUGAUUUUUAGGCUGUGGUGAAAGUUUUGAAAUAAUCAAAAAGUUUCAAAAACGAGUGGUUAAGCAUUUUUUAUAUAUUUUUUAUUAUAAUUUCCUAUGUUAAAUGUAUAUAAAUGUUAAAUAAAAAAUAAAACUAAUAUGAAGUUAAGUGUGAGUAUGUGUAAAUAGGCCUUAUUGUAGUGAAUAUUAAAAUCGGAGUAGGAAAAUAUUAAUAAAAGCAAUGUGUUAGCUUGAAGUGAAAUGUUAAGCAAUUAAAUUUUUGGUUAUAAUGGAUUAACAAAUUAAAUAUUUAUGCAAAUUUUAUUAGAAUAUUAAAUUUUAUAAAUAAAAAACAAAAAUAAUAAAAAAUUUAAAAAUAUAAUUAAAAAAUAUUCGGCCAUGACGAAUUUUUUAAAAACUGCAACCAAGGACUUGUAAAAUUCGUUGGUUUAAUGAAUUUAAGAUAUUAACCAUUAAAAGGUAUUUUUAGUGAAAAUUAACUAAAACAGUUAAAUUUUAUUUAAAAAUUUUAUUAUUAAUAAAAAAAUAAA
Messenger RNA from Lucilia cuprina (Australian sheep blowfly), 1176 nucleotides. RefSeq lists its product as uncharacterized. NCBI's taxonomy places the organism in Eukaryota, Metazoa, Arthropoda, Insecta, Diptera, Calliphoridae. The record is from RefSeq and is a predicted model, not a curated record. The transcript has 4 exons. Bases 68 to 667 code for a protein of 199 amino acids.